CUUCUGCGCAUGUGCAUCCCCGCCUUCUCCUCCCCUAGUCCUUGCCCGGCCUCCAGCCCCUCGUGGGAAACAAUCCCUGGCCUCCCGGUCCACUCGGCAAGGGAGCUGCGGUAUCCUGAAGCCAUCGAAGGCUGUGUGACGGUGGAAGGUCUGGGACAAAUUUAAGAAGAGCGAGGUGAGCUGGAGCUGAGACGGGUGGGCUCGCAGGCUACACAGGAAAUGUCACCUCUCUGGAGAGUUUGUGAGGGCAUGGUCGGGGAUGAAAGGCUCACCAGCCAUAGCUUAAGGAAUUCUGUCCUUACCCCUCCCUAAACAACUGCUACUCCCCUCGUUCUUCCUCCCCUCUUUCCCGAGGUGAGCUGCCCUCAGACAGUGUCCCAUUGUUGAUGGCAUUUAGAGGGAUGCUGAGGUUCCCGCUCUCCCGGCCUUAUAGCCGCACAGGAUGGUAGUGCAGGCAGGUCCUUUUUGAGUUAGACGUUUUGACCUUAUUUGAAAGAUUAAAAAAAUUGAGUCUGAGAAGGUGAAGGCUGACACAAUUUGUUAAUGGCAGAACCAAGAUUAAAAGUCAAGUCUGCAGAUUGCUAGGCUACUGCCCAUUUUGUCACUGUUAGGUCAAAGUUAGUUUCUUAUUAAAAGAGCCUUUUGAAAAUUGUAAGCAGGUUAGAACAAACAUUUCAAAAAAUGUAUCUUCUUAAACACCCCCAUCCCUUUUUUCAGAGGUUUCUUGGAUUAUCUGACCUCAUGGGAUUAAUGGUGUUACCAGGUAAAUAGAUAAACAAGUUGGCUUGAGGGCUUUUUUUCCCAACCCUGCAACGUAAGGUUGACAAAUCCAUAGUGUUUCCUCCUCUAGAUUACUGUUAUAUGUUAAACUCAUCUUCUCAUGUUUUUAAUUUUUCUGUGUCACAGAACCUAAAUUGGUAAUAAAUCAAUAAGAAACAAAUGUUUACAUUCACUCAGUGAAAAGUAUCAUGUCUAAACUCAACAUAUAUCGGAGCCACACAUGGACAUCUCUCCCGCCUCUGCUAAGAGCAGAAAAUGAACGAAUCCCAGGAACAAGUGUCUUUCAAAGAUGUAUGUGUGGACUUCACCCAGGAAGAGUGGUAUUUGCUGGAUCCAGCUCAGAAGAUUUUAUACAGAGAUGUGAUCUUGGAAAAUUACAGCCACCUUCUCUCAGUAGGGUAUUGCAUUACUAAGCCAGAAGUGAUCUUCAAGAUAGAGCAAGGAGAAGAGCCCUGGAUAUUAGAGGAAGGAUUCCCAGGCCAUUCUCACCCAGAAGACUGGAAAGUUGAUGACCUGAUAGAGAGCAGCCAGGAAAAUCAAGAUGAACAUUUUUGGCAACUUGCUUUCACCACCAACAAAACAUUAAGUACAGAUAGUGGUGAUAGAGUAAGGAAAACUUUCAAUCUGAGUACAGACUCUGUUCCUUCAAGAAAUUUUCCACAUAAGAUAUGUGACUCAUGUGAAAUGAGUUUGAAAAAUAUUUCAGGCUUAAUUAUUAGUAGAAAGAACUAUUCUGGAAAGAAGCCUGAAGAGUUUAAUGUAUGUGAGAAGUUGCAUCUUGAUAUUAGGCAUGAGAAAACUCCUAAUGGAGGGAAAUCUUACAAAUAUAAUCAAAAAAGGAAUGUCCUCAGUCAUAGCCAGGCUCUCUCUCAGUCAAUUUUUCACCAGCCUUUUGAGUAUAAUGAAAAUGGACAAGGCUUCCAUGAGGAGGCAGCCUUUUUCACAAACAAGAGAACUCAGGUAGGAGAGACACUGUGUAAAUAUAAUGAGUGUGGAAGAACCUUCAUCCAAAGUUUAAAGCUCAAUUUGUCUCAGAGAACUCAUUUGGAAAUGGAGCCAUGUGAAUGCAGUAUUUGUGGGAAGUCUUUCCAUACGGAUUUAAGAUUGGGACAUCAGAGAGCUCUUACAGGGGAGAAUCCUUAUGAAUAUAAUGAAUAUGGGCAAAUCUUCUGUGACAAUUCAACUUUCAUUAUCCAUCAGGGAACUUACACAAGAAAGAUUCCCCAUGAAUAUAAAGUAAGUCAGAAAAUGUGGGAGAAGUCAGCCCUCUUUAAACAUCAGGUAGUUCACAUGAGGGAAAAACCUUAUGAGCAUAAUGAAAAUGGAAAUAAUUUCAACAAGAAGUCACCUCUCACCCAGCUUCGAAGAGGUCACUCAGGAGAAAAAACCUUCGAAUGUGGUGAAUGUGGGAAAACAUUCUGGGAGAAGUCAAACCUUACUCAGCAUCAGAGAACACACACAGGAGAGAAACCCUAUGAAUGUACUGAAUGUGGGAAAGCCUUUUGUCAGAAACCACAUCUUACCAACCAUCAGCGAACACAUACAGGAGAAAAACCCUAUGAAUGUAAGCAAUGUGGAAAAACGUUCUGUGUGAAGUCAAACCUCACUGAACAUCAGAGAACACAUACAGGGGAGAAACCUUAUGAAUGUAAUGCAUGUGGAAAAUCCUUCUGCCACAGGUCAGCCCUAACUGUACAUCAGAGAACACACACAGGCGAGAAACCCUUUAUAUGUCAUGAAUGUGGGAAAUCCUUCUGUGUGAAGUCCAACCUCAUUGUACAUCAAAGAACUCACACAGGGGAGAAACCCUAUAAAUGUAAUGAGUGUGGGAAAACCUUCUGUGAGAAAUCAGCUCUCACUAAACAUCAAAGAACUCACACAGGGGAGAAACCCUAUGAGUGUAAUGGAUGUGGGAAAACCUUUAGUCAGAGGUCAGUACUCACUAAACAUCAGAGAAUUCACACAAGGGUGAAAGCUCUUUCAACAUCCUGAAUGUUCAGAAGCCUUCAUCCACCCUUUCUAAUUUGUUGUACAUAGUUUUAGAAAAUGAGAUUAAUGAAACCCAAAGAAUGCCACAAGUGACUAGAAAGUGACAUCUCAUUGUACUUCAGAUAAUUAAUACUAGAGUAAAACCUUAUUAAUGUUUUGAAUAUGUGAAAGCUUUCAAGAAAAAUUAAAACUUUUCAUCAGAAAAUUUGUGCUGAGGGGAAAUUUAUUCAUUUAAGUCAUGUGGUAAAAAUCUUUAGGAUUUAUGUUGUAUAGUGGAUGUGAUGCCAAAAUUUUAUUGUAAAUAUAAUGGAUAAUAUUCAUUUAUACCCAUAUUCACAGUGGAAUCUGAAGCUUAAAAAAGGUUGAAUGGCAACAGCAUUAAACAUUUAUGUGAAGAGUCCCUGAUGUUUGCGGGCCUUAUGUGAGUAUGCUAAUAUAACAGAAAUUUGAGGUAUGCUUGAUUUGUAUAUGGGGGCCCAAUAUACUUGUGAAGAGAAAAUAUAAACCCUUAGUUAAGUAACUUUAUGGUCUAUAUUAAUAUUUCCCAAAAUAAAUGCCACCAGUGUCUUUAUAGGUUGACAUAAUUAUACAUGUGUAUAUAUGUAUAUGUAAAUAUGUUUAUACACAUAUAUCCACACAUACAGUGGUGUGCUAGUGUGAGCUCAUACUGGCUUGCAAGUACUGCUGAUUUUUAAAUUUUCAGGAAUUUUGUGAGCCAGUUGUUAAAUAGAGUCAUUAUUUAAAAAUUAUAUAAACUUACAAUUAAAUUAUAUUAAAAACAAAGGUAAUAAAUACUCAACAAUCAUCACUUCAUAAUUAUUUUGUAACGUUUUGCUGUUAUCUCUGUUCUUUAGGUUACUUGUAUUAUGGAACCUGCAUGAUGAACAUGCUGUAUAAUGGUGUGCCACUGCACAUCUCCAACUGAAUGUGCCAACCCCACAUUCAGUGCCGUCAUGUUGAUAGCUUGGCUUUACUGGGAGUAUUUACACCAUGGAAAUUGGCAAACUCUACAAAUCAGGGUUUUUAUUUUCUCAGAGAACCUGUUGUUAAAUAUUUACAGUAGCACACCACUGUGUAUAUAUGAAAAUACAUUUGGAAAAUUCUAAGUACAAACCACAUAGCCCUUCUCCUAUUUCCUGACAUAAAUAAAUGGCUAUGGCCAUAAUUACUGAACUGCCUCUUCAGUAAAGAAGCCAAAAUAUGUUUUUUUGAGGUUUUUAACUACCUCUGCAUCAGUCCUCUUCUAAAUAUCACGAGUCUCUUUAUAGUGUGGCCAGUAUGUUAUUUUACAACCACAUCACCUACCUUUUCUCUCACUUUGCUGGCAUCUAUGAAUGAGUAUGGCCAUUAUUACUGAACUACCACUUAUAUAAAAAAGCCAAAAAAUAUUCUUGUGAGGUUUUUCAGCUGCCUCUGGGUCAGUCACUAAUGUAAAUGCGUUAAUAAUGAUAUUUAUAUAAAUUUCAGAAAUGUUAACAUCAGUUAUGAACAGUAAUACUUACUGCACUCUACAAAUAAAAAGUAGUAGUAUGUAAUGAAAUGCCUCUCUCAUACUCUUGGUAUCUCAUUGCUGUAUCUAUUUAGGCAUAAUAUGUGUAACCUGAGUUGUAUGUAACCCAGGAACUAUGUAUUUCUAUUUAAUUUAAUAGAGUGUCAUAUACCAUCUCUGUCUCCUUUGUCCUGCUCUUACCUGUGCUUCCUUGGAACACAUGGAUAAGCAGCUCCAAGAGACACUGCCCACCUACCAGACAUUCCCUACUUCUUAGGUACUGGGCUCUGUUUUGUCUCUUUGUCCAUCCUUCCCCCAGAUGAUUUAGGGCUAAAUUCAGAUUAGUCUAAGUUAAUUAUGAAGAUUCUAUUCUAAAGAUUUUGUUGGGGUGGACAUGUGAGCAGUGAAAUGUUUGGAAAAUAUUCUGCAGUGCUUCUGGGAGAGAUCUGAGUGAUAAAAUAUUGUCAUGACAUAAGAAGAGAUUGUCUUUCUUCUGCUGGACUUUUUCGUGUCUGUAUGUUACAGCAGAUUACAGCAUGUGGCCCUGAAGGGCUAAAAUAGCCUGACGAUAACAGUACACUCCUGGCUCAGAGGUGGCAUUACUGCCACCACUGCAUAGCUCUAUCUGGACCUGCUCUCUACUAAGUCUUUGUAUUACUGCGUUAACAGUGCUUUCUUAUUUAUCCUUAGGGCUGUCUGUUAUUUAGAGCUGAAAGCAUUCCCCCUGAACAGACAAAUUCUUUUCUAAGUGUUAAUGUUCUAUACAGCAAUUUUGGAGAAAAAUUCUUUUGACAAAUUAAUAUAGGGAUGGCUAUUUGUAUCAGCCAUGGUUCUGGUGAAAAACAGAAUUCUACUCCAACUAAGAAGAUUUUAAUGGCAGAUUUAUUACAGUGGUUUGGGCCAGAAACAAGGAAUAUUGAAGCAACUAGCAUCAAUAUUGAAGAGACUAGCAUCAGCAGGAAGCCAUUACCAUCCUAAGUCCUAAAGGGGGAAAGGAUGGAAACAAGUGUUACCAGAGCCCAAUAAGAGCUGCCCUCAUGGAGGAGGGGCCACCUCAUAGGAGAUACUGUGGCACCAAAUUGCUGGUGCCUCCCUUUGGAGAAUCCAACCAGAUCCCAUCUACAGGUGAGCCCAGGUGGGCAGAGAAGGUCUGGGUGGAGCCAAUGGAGAAUAAGCAGCGCAGUGUUUUUUAUUCCUGUAAAUUCCUGUGUUAAAUGCUCAGUAUUAGAAAUAAAGUUAUUCUACUAGUUGAAAGUCAUGCUUCUGCUUCAUUGUGCUUUUGUAUUGUCAUAAGUAAAUUCCUUUUGGAACUGAGCACUGUGGCAGGUAUGUUUGUCCUUUGAUAUACAUAAAGCAGACAUUAUGUCAAGUUGCAUUUUUCAUAUGUCCUUCUGUGAUGUUUCUUGUUCUAUGUGGUGUGAGGUAAGCAGCUCUCUGUUCUUCCAAAUAAAGAGCCAGUUGUGUCUGCAUUGUU
Molecule: messenger RNA, 5732 nt
Organism: Equus caballus (horse)
Lineage: Eukaryota; Metazoa; Chordata; Mammalia; Perissodactyla; Equidae
Source: RefSeq, a predicted model, not a curated record